GAUGGUCAGAUGUCGCCAUGUCUCUUAUUUCAUUUUUCGUAACUUGUGGAGUGGAGGGACGUUCAGAAUAAGAAAAUACUUUUCCCUUGGAAAAAAGAAAGAGGAAUGUAUAUGGAAGCUGAGGUUAAAACGUCACUGUGAGACUGGGGGCUCAGCAGGGGUCAACAUUACAUUGACCCCUCUCCUCAAACACGAUUCUGUUGCAUCUACUACCCUUAGCGAAAUUUCUCGUGCAAACAAAUAGUUUCUGCAUUGGAGCAGUUGGUCCUGUUCUCCUAUUUGCUAACUUCCAUUCCCUCUUUGUCUCAGUUCAUUAACUCCACACCUUCCCGUACCCAAACCCUCCACCUAACCUCCCCCGCUCUUGUGGCUACUAGUCAAUCUGGACUGUCCACCCGCCUCCGCCUCCGUCUCCGCCUCCGCAGCUCCAGCUGGCACGUGAUUGGGGAGCUCUGCGGGCUGGCAGGCCCCAGGUUGACUUAAGUCAAAGCCGAAUCCCUGAGAGUACACGUAGCGAUUCCGAAGAUCAGCCCCAAUGAACAUGUCAGUGUUGACUUUACAAGAAUAUGAAUUCGAAAAGCAGUUCAACGAGAGUGAAGCCAUCCAAUGGAUGCAGGAAAACUGGAAGAAAUCUUUCCUGUUUUCCGCUCUGUAUGCUGCCUUUAUCUUUGGUGGUCGGCACCUAAUGAACAAACGGGCAAAGUUUGAACUGAGGAAGCCAUUAGUGCUGUGGUCUCUGACCCUUGCAGUCUUCAGUAUAUUCGGUGCUCUUCGAACUGGUGCUUAUAUGGUGUACAUUUUGAUGACCAAAGGCCUGAAGCAUUCAGUUUGUGACCAGAGUUUUUACAAUGGACCUGUCAGCAAAUUCUGGGCUUAUGCAUUUGUGCUAAGCAAAGCACCCGAACUAGGAGAUACAAUAUUCAUCAUUCUGAGGAAGCAGAAGCUGAUCUUCCUGCACUGGUACCACCACAUCACUGUGCUCCUGUACUCCUGGUACUCCUACAAGGACAUGGUUGCCGGGGGCGGCUGGUUCAUGACGAUGAACUACGGCGUGCACUCCGUGAUGUACUCCUACUAUGCCUUGCGAGCAGCGGGUUUCCGGGUCUCCCGGAAGUUUGCCAUGUUCAUCACCUUGUCCCAGAUCACUCAGAUGCUGAUGGGCUGUGUCGUUAACUACCUGGUCUUUCACUGGAUGCAGCCGGACCAGUGUCACUCUCACUUUCAGAACGUCUUCUGGUCCUCACUCAUGUACCUCAGCUACCUUGUGCUCUUCUGCCACUUCUUCUUUGAGGCCUACAUCGGCAAGAUGAGGAAAGCAACGAAGGCUGACUAGUGUUGGAACUGAGGAGGAAGCCACAGCUCAGGGUCAUCAAGA
This is a messenger RNA of Camelus dromedarius (Arabian camel), 1375 nucleotides long. It is a transcript of the gene ELOVL6, whose product is annotated as ELOVL fatty acid elongase 6. Gene Ontology annotation, cellular component: endoplasmic reticulum membrane; endoplasmic reticulum. Lineage: Eukaryota; Metazoa; Chordata; Mammalia; Artiodactyla; Camelidae. The transcript has 5 exons. Gene Ontology annotation, molecular function: fatty acid elongase activity. The record is from RefSeq and is a predicted model, not a curated record. The coding region runs from base 536 to 1333 and encodes 265 amino acids. Gene Ontology annotation, biological process: sphingolipid biosynthetic process; fatty acid elongation, polyunsaturated fatty acid; fatty acid elongation, saturated fatty acid.